Messenger RNA from Ciona intestinalis (vase tunicate), 2724 nucleotides. The record is from RefSeq and is a predicted model, not a curated record. Lineage: Eukaryota; Metazoa; Chordata; Ascidiacea; Phlebobranchia; Cionidae.
UAUAAGUUGCAUAUGACUCAUUAUGUACGUAUAGCAGUUUGUAAAUCACUACCAGACAUUAGGGCAUAUUUAGGAUUUGCAGCAACCAGUAUUUACGCAAGGAGAAAGCUUUGUUUUUGUUACUAUAUUAUUUUGUUGAUAGAUGAAAUGAUUGUGACAGUAUUGUAUUCGGCAGUAUUCCCACGACUUAACUGAAGUACGCGGCAAAGAUAAUAACUGUUGUUAAUAUUAAAAUUCGGUAAGAUCUUUAUUUUGAAUACUGGCUAAAUUAUAUUAAAACUCCCGAAAUGUUGUAAUUUGCCAAUUGGAAUCAUUAAUCCAGUAUCAUAUAGUUUAAUCAAAUGGCUGAAAUAUUUCGUACAGUUUGGUUUUGUCUCAUAAAACUAGUUUUAGUUUUCUGAAAACAAACUGAGAUAUACACAUGACAAAAAUAAGCAGAAGUUAAUAUGGCUUGAAAUUUUCGUCUCGCCUUUAUUGUAGUUUUGUGAGGUUUUAUUGCCAAACUUUAAAAGGUUUGCUGAUAUAUUAACAAAAUAAUAUAUGGAAAAUAUAUUCGAAAUUCAGUCACUUGCCCCAAGAGAUAGUUUAAGAAAAGUGGCUCGAAAAAAUAUAGUGUCUCAAUACCCGAAUUGUAGCAAAAAAUGUAAACUUUAUUAAUGUUCAUUAUAACUUUUUUGUUAUUACAAGUACAUAUUUGUAGGAUACAAUAUUUAUUAAUUGAUGUUGGAACAGCGGUGUCGAAGCUUUAUGUCAAUUAUAUUAAUAUAGCGGUUCAUGAUUUACUGAAAACACACUUGACGGAUAUUAAAGAGUAUUUAAGAAAUGUACUCGAAAUACGUCAAUCAAAGAAAGGGUAUUGGUUGCUGCUUGGCAUCUUUAUUUUUAUCGUCUUUUGUGGGAUAUGGGUACGACAAGGAAAACCAACAACAACUGCUGGAAAGUUCUUUGAUGCGCCAGAAUGUAUAGCUAAAAUUCUUAAAAAUACCGACAGCCUCCAACCGAAAAACAUUUCCCUGAACGACAUAUCUGGAGAGUGGAAACUUCCGAUCUAUGGGGUUGCUAAUGUACAUUAUGCUCUUUUACAUUUAAAGAUUUAUCAAUUCGUGAUGGCAACAGCUACAGUACAACUCACCAAAUUUCCUAACGCGGUGAUUCGUUUCAGCAUUGAACACGGGAGCUUUAUGAUUGACGGCGACUAUGGAUUUCGACAUCUCAUAAUUGAGAAAAGCGGUCAUUUUACCGGAGAAGCAACCGACAUUUAUUUUGAUUUAAAUCUAGUUGUUUCAAAAACAAACACCGAGCAAACCCCAGUAAAUAUACAGCAUUGUACAGCGUCUGUAUACCACGUGUCAUUACGGACAACAGGCGAAUUAGCAUUCAUUUACAAUAACCUGUUAAAAUUAUUGAAAGAGAGCAUCAUAAAAGGUUUACAAUCACAGCUUUGUCCAAAAAUUGGCAACGAAUUGAUAAAAACAUUUGAAACAUGUUUUUAACGUUUCCAAGAAAAAACUAUUAAAUUUCCAUUAAUUACCAGCAGCAUUAAUCUCGUAUAAACUUAUGGGUUGGUGGCAGGCAUGCUAACCAUUGGCCAUGCGCCGAACGUAUAUGCGUUUUGUAUGGCCUUUUUAUGAUAUAUUAAACGUAAAAAAUUUAAAUACAGAUAUACAUAUUUUUAAUUCAUAGAAAACUCACUGAUAGGACUAUCAUAUAAGUUGUCAUCACUGUUAACCACGCUUCAUACCGCUUUUUGAGCACGUAAGUGGUCAUAUAAAUCCUUUGUCAUAGAACAGUUGUUCUUGUAGCCUUUUGCGCGCCUUUUGCCGCCCUUCUCAAUUCUUAAUUCUAGCAUUUAUUCUUUAAUCUCUUGAACAAAAUCAAAUCAUAUUAUAUAUUUAUAAAUUUUAGGCUAAUUAUUUUUAUUUAAAAUCGUGCACAAUGAGUGAUUAAUUAGCUUUUUAUGUGGUGGACUUUAUUAGAAGUUCUACCUACAGCCAUAGAAAUACCAAGUAGUCCAGCCCAUUGUUACGUAAAAAAUUUGAACGCCAAUUUGGGUCCAAAACAACUCAGCGGUAUGAAAAAAUGCAUGUUAUUCGGUAAAUUACAGGUAUACUUAUAGACUUAAAAUCAAAUUUAAAGGUUGGAAAGUCUGAACGACAUGGGUAAUUUGUUUUCUAUAUCGAAAAAUCAGAUUUAGAAGCAGCUAAUUUGUGACAUUUUAGUCAUUUACUGAAAUAAUUUUAUAUAUUUUUUUAAAAGUUUGAUCAAAUAAAUAUAAGUUGUUUUACACCUUUUCACAAAAGGAAAUCGCAAACAAAGCUUAACUGGUUCCUUUAAAUUUAUUGCAAAAGUCACCGCUUCUGUCAGUUGGACUACUCGGUGUUUCUACCACUCUGCUGCUAAACCGACAAAAAUGGAGACUAAAAUCCGCUUUGUUGUUUUUUUCUGGUUUGUGUUUAAUCGAGCUUAGUCGACCGGUCUAGUAAAUGAAUUAAUUAAUAAUAUGCUAAUUGUUUUAGUACGUGCUUACUCAUUAAGGCUUUUUUGAAGUCUGGUGUGGAUUCAGGUCCGGAGUAAAUACUGCGUAUGAAAAAGGGAGCAUUCUGUCGAUUUUUACUAACUAAAGCACGACAUAAGCAUGUUCUUGACAUCCUUAAAGGGCAGGUUCAGCAUAAGUAAUAAACCAAUCUUGAGUUACAGGUUCGUCGGAUGUGCAAAUUUAUUUUU